CCGAAUACGCCCAAGAUUGACAGCAGCCCGGCUUCCGGCUCAUUCCGCUGUGCGCAGAAGUUGCUGGUCACAGGAGCCACAAUGGCGUUUGUAGUCUCCUUCAGAUAGGGCUGUGGAUGAUAUUAAAUCCACCAGCAUCGCCCUAAAUACAGGCCUGGUUGACUUCCAGAGCCAUUGAUAAUAAACUGGAACAUCUACUGCACACGAAAAUACUAUGAUUUCUAAGCAACAUUGAAUUUAUAGGGGAUAAAACUUACAUUAAAGGGAACAUGUAAACAGUACCAACCGGGUCAAGUUUUCAUUUUGUUCCGAGAAACGAGCGUCUUCUAAUGAAGGCUUGUUUCUGAAAGCGAACAGCGUAAUUCUGUGGAAUAAAAACACGUUUACUUAACUUGGCACCGGACAAGGACAGCUUUCACAAAGGGACUUUUUUCUUUUUUACCCGUCAGCUCGCUAGCUGCCGAGCGUUAGCUAGCCGGGCUAGCUAAACUGAGACGGACACGGCCGCACAAUGCUGCGAUAUUUGGAUCUUUUUUUCAUUCAGUGACUAAAACAAAGUUCGCAGCUCCGGAGAACCGCUGUGGGGCUUUUCUGCGUGGAAUGAGGCGGCGCUGAGGGGGACUGGACGUGAGCGGCCUGCUGUGUUUAUUUUGCCCUGUUUCUGCUUUGUAACACUUGUUUUUGGCAUUUGGAGUCGCUACUGUUCUCCUGUGAAUGAACCGCCGAGGCCCGGUCGCAGCGGAGGCACCGUGAGGGAUGCCUGGGUCGGACCGACACCAUGGGACCAAGAGGAAGCCGGACUUUAGCAUCGGCGGUACGCCACACCAGAGCCAGACCCCGGGCCCGACUCACAGCUCCGCGGGAGACAUGACGAGCAAAGAGGUGCAGUUAAAAUCUUCAAUGUCUUCUUCUUCUUCGAAACGUAAACGGCAUAAAUCUGCUAAACAUAAUCGGGAAUCCUCGGCGGCACCGGGACCCGAAGAUUUUACCCUCGGCGACACGGCGCCGCCUGGUGUCAACGCCGUGAAGCCUCUGGUGGAGUACGAUGAUAUCAGCUCCGACUCGGACACGUUCUCGGACCCGCCGUCCUCCAGGCCUUCCGAGAGAGGGGGCGUGGACCGGCUGGAGCUCUCACCGGACUACGACAGGGACGAUAUUGGCAGAGAAGUCGGCAGCAGGGGGCACAGACACUCCCGGAAGAAGUCCAAGGAUCCCAAUAAAGUUAGAGACUCCGGGAACGGGGAACGGGGCUACAAGAAGCGGGGCAGCAAGGACCAGGAGAAGGGGGCUACUGGGAAGAGCAAGGACCGGGCGGCGCUGUCGGGCUCCUCGUCCAAGCGCCAGGUGCAGCCGGAGGGCGACUCCAAACGUGGGGAGCUGAUGCUCACCUCCCAGGUGCAGCCUGCAGCCAGCGUGGGCAGCACCACCUCAUCCACAUCCUCAUCCCGCAGCAAGGAGAGCAGCCGCUCAGGGAAGUCCCGCAAAGACCGGCAGCAGCGCAGAGAGGGCCGGGGGGAGGGCAACCGCAGCUCCUCCCAGAGGAGCAGGGCGGACAGGGGCCACCGCAAGUCCUCCAAGAGUCACAAGUCGAGCCCUAAGGGCAAGUCUUCAGGUAGGGGCAGCCCUCGACGGAAGGGCUCUGCUCUGUCGCCAAGUCCCAGAAGAGGGGCCGGCAGUGAGAGUCCACUGGGUGGUGGGUAUGGGCAGCAGGGGGAUGACGGCUACUCCAGGCGGAGGACGGCCCAGCAGAGCCCCAGUCCCUACGGGGACAUGUCCCGCCGCAGCAGGCAGAGGUCAGAGAGCCCCUACGGCAGCAGACACCGGUCCUCCAGCUUUGAGAGGGACAGCAGCCCCUACUCCAGGAGACGCUCCAUCAGCCCCUACGGUACCCGCAGGUCCUCCAGCACCAGCCCCAUGUCUCGCCGCUCCGGCCGCUCCAGGAGUCGCUCCCCGCUGCCCUACUCUUCCUCCCGCCGCUCGUCUUCUCGUUCCCGCAGUAAGAGACACACUUCUUCUGGUGUAGCCGGCGGCAGCAGCCACAGCAGCCGACCAGCCAGCCGCUCGCCUCCCUCCUCCCGCCUGCCGUUAAACUCCAGCCUUGGAGCCGAGCUGAGCCGCAGGAAAAAGGAACGCCAGGCUGCCGAGGCGGCGGCGCGGGCCAGCGGUGGCGGUGCGUCGCCUCCACCGGCGACUCGCAAACCCACCGGCGCUGCGUCAUCAUUGCGGCCGGCUAAAGCUGAGGCUCCACAGUCGGACAGAGACUCGACAGCAGAACCUCAGCCGCCGCCAUCGUUACCCCAGGACGCUGCCGGGGCUGAAGAUCAGGUCACUCCAGCUCCACCUUCCUCCUCCACCGCCUCUCCUGCACCUCCUCCACCUCAGCCAUCUCCUCCUGUGGCGCCCAGUCCAGCCACCCAGGCUCCUCCACCACCUCCACCUCCACCGCCUCAGGCAGAAAUACAUAUUCAGCCUCCCACGGCCCCCAACGCAUCCCAGCCCAAAUCGCCAGCUUCGGUUCCUGCUCACAGCCCCGUCCGACAGACGCAGAUGCACAAGACGUCGACUCUGCCUCCUCUGCCUUUACCACCUGUACUGCUGGGAAACGCUCAGGACAGUCCAAAGAAGUCCACCCCUCCUCAGAGGCUAUCGAGAAAGGAAAAAGAGGUCCGCAGUCGGCCUUCUCUCAGCGACCUUCCUUUACCGCCCACCCUGCCUGGAGGCGACUCCUCACCCCCGCAGUCCCCCAUCCGCCAGCCGCCUCCGUUACCCCAAACAGCCCUAAAGAAGAGACCAAAGAUUUGUUGCCCGCGAUACGGUGAGCGCAAACAUACCCAGAGUGACUGGGGCAAACGCUGUGUAGAUAAAUUUGAUAUAAUCGGCAUCAUUGGGGAAGGAACCUAUGGCCAGGUGUAUAAGGCCAAGGACAAAGACACUGGUGAACUUGUGGCUUUGAAGAAAGUGCGUUUGGACAAUGAGAAGGAGGGGUUUCCCAUCACGGCCAUCCGAGAGAUCAAGAUCUUGCGGCAGCUCAAACACCGCAGCGUUGUCAACAUGAAGGAAAUCGUCACCGACAAGCAGGAUGCUCUCGACUUCAAAAAGGAUAAAGGUGCUUUUUACCUGGUGUUUGAGUACAUGGACCACGACCUGAUGGGCCUGCUGGAGUCGGGCCUGGUCCAGUUCUCCCACGAACACAUCCGCAGCUUCAUGCGCCAGCUGAUGGAGGGUCUGGACUACUGCCAUAAGAACAACUUCCUGCACAGAGACAUCAAAUGCUCCAACAUACUGCUCAACAACAGAGGUCAAAUCAAACUGGCUGACUUCGGCUUGGCUCGUCUUUACAACUCUGAUGAAAGUCGUCCUUACACUAAUAAAGUAAUCACACUAUGGUACCGGCCUCCUGAGCUUCUGCUGGGAGAGGAGAGGUAUUCUCCAGCCAUCGAUGUUUGGAGCUGUGGGUGUAUUCUUGGAGAGCUCUUCACCAAGAAGCCCAUCUUCCAGGCCAACCAGGAACUCCUACAGCUGGAGCUCAUCAGCCGUCUGUGUGGGAGUCCCUGUCCUGCAGUCUGGCCCGACGUCAUCAAACUCCCCCUCUUCAACACCAUGAAGCCCAAGAAGCAGUACAGACGGCGACUGCGGGAAGAGUUUGCCUUUUUACCGACUCCUGCCCUGGACCUGCUGGACCGAAUGUUGACCCUCGACCCCGCACGCCGCUGCACAUCGGAACAAGCUCUGUUCAGCGACUUCCUGUGUGACGUGGAGCCCAGCAAGAUGCCGCCACCAGAUCUUCCUCACCACCAGGACUGCCACGAGUUGUGGAGUAAGAAGCGGAGGCGUGCACGUCAGAGCGGGCUGCCUGAGGAUGUGCCUGUGCCCAAAGUGCCCCGAAAAGAUACGACCGGAACCUCCAGCGGAGAGAACAGUCGACCCCAAAGCAGCCCGACCGGAGCCCCGCCGCCUCCCCCAGGAAAGCCGCCCUCCACAGCCAACUUAGAGAGUGAGUUGUCAGGUUUGGGAGCGGCCGCCGAGCAGCUGAACCAGACAGAGCUGGCGGUUCUUCUGAACCUCCUCCAGGGCCAGACGGACCUCAGCAUGCCCCAGGUGGCCCAGCUCCUCAACCUCUCCAACCCAGAGACUCUCAGCCAGCUGCUGACGGCUCUCAACGAGGCCUCCGACCACCAGGGGGCGUCAGAGGACCAAGCCCAGCCCGCCGCCGCCAGCAGGCCUCAGCCCCCGGAGCCGCCUCCCGAGCCCCAGGAGCUCUCGCCCGCGUCCGGAGAGCCGCCGCUCAGCCAGGAAGACCAGGCCAACCUGCUGGCUCUCAUUCUGGGCCACAUCAUGAAGCCGCAAACCGAGGAGCAAGACGAUGAAAGCAAUGGCGUUCAAUCAGAGGAGGCACUAACGCGCGGUUCGUCCGCUUCUACUACUGAUUGCAAGGGCAAGUCUGGGUUUAGUCUUUAGGGGGCAAAAAUCCGAUCGCACCAAGGUCAGUUUGAAACCAUAGGAAUGUGGAGAGCAGGGAAGGGAACAAGAAGCUGGAUGAAGAUUCCUAUAUACGCUAUCAAGUGAAUUAUAUUUUAGAAAACCUAAUGAGUUCUGCAAAAAUGACCAGUUAUCCAAAUAAAUUAGAUCUGUCCCUUCUUUUAUUCCUGAAACACCGGUGACGCGCUCUCCCAUCUUGCCCUGUUAGCACCUCUAGUAUACAAAAACAGCAGAAGGAAGAAUGUCUCCAGAGCUUAACCAGGUAAAGGCUGGUGCACACGGACAUCGCUGGUGUACACAAUAAACCAGAAGAGAGCAUAGUGUUAUUCAUUUUAGUAAAAAAAAAAGAAAUACGGAAGGUUCACACUGUAUUGUUCCCACGUUUCUCCCUCUUCCUCGUUUCUUCCUCACGGUCUUUGUUUCUGUCCCAUUUUUCCACAUGUGUUUUUUCUUCCUCACUUCAUUCUCAUUUCUAAAGCAGGUGUCAUGGAUUCUUCAGAGAGCUUUGUUGCUUUAAACGGUCUGUAAUGUCAGCCUUUUUAUGAAGAAAAGUCUAAUAAAUUAUCACGUGAAAAUAAAUGUUUUGAAUCUUUAGAUCUCACCUGCAUGUGUUUCUUUUAACUUUUGGUUUGUCACACAUUUUUUGUUUUUGUUUUUUUUGGUUUUUUUUGUUCACUCUGGGUCACGUAUUAGUUUAAAAUGUGAGUAGAAAGUUGAAUAAAACUGUUGACUGUGCUGCUGA
This is a messenger RNA of Stegastes partitus (bicolor damselfish), 5221 nucleotides long. It is a transcript of the gene cdk12, whose product is annotated as cyclin dependent kinase 12. The coding region runs from base 757 to 4458 and encodes 1233 amino acids. Gene Ontology annotation, cellular component: nucleus; cyclin/CDK positive transcription elongation factor complex. Gene Ontology annotation, biological process: positive regulation of transcription elongation by RNA polymerase II; protein phosphorylation. The record is from RefSeq and is a predicted model, not a curated record. Lineage: Eukaryota; Metazoa; Chordata; Actinopteri; Pomacentridae. Gene Ontology annotation, molecular function: RNA polymerase II CTD heptapeptide repeat kinase activity; cyclin binding; ATP binding. The transcript is spliced from 13 exons.